GGCCCAUCACGUGGGUGACAACCCAUUUCGGGAAAGGAAGGGAGCAUUCUACGCCCUCUAGGGAGCGGAUGAGCCCCUCUCCUCACUUUCCCCAGCUCUCCGGGCGCGCCUCCGCUUUAAGGAAGGGGCGUGGCCUCUCCCACAGGGGCGGUUCCGGAACGAGAAGCUUGUUCGAAAGCCGUGAGCGUAUUUGGCGGGAAGUUGGCUUCGCUGGGCUACCUGUGGCUCUCCUGCCUUUCCUGGUCCCUGUCUUGUUUCUCCCCAGAGGCCUCUCAAUCCCCAUUCCAUGAUCUCGGCAUAGGGUCCCGUGUACUCCUUCGCCCGGAAGACGCGAUGGCUCCCAGGAAACGACCAGAAACCCAGAAGACCCCUGAAGUUCCUAAGUGCCCCAAGAGCAAGAGGAGCAGAAGUCCUCAGGAGCUGGAGCAAGAGGCCAAGAAACUCUUUGUGAAAGGCCCCGGUUCUAGCAGAAGACAUGACUCAGGCUGUCUUUGGGCAGGAUUGGCUAACCUGCAGGUUCUGCCGCCAUACAGUAGCCUUGUCAGGGCCCUCCACCAGCAUAAGCUGGGCAAAGCUGCCUGGCCGAUGCUGCAGCAGAGUCUCCAGCAGUCCUUUUUGCACUCUCUGGCUUCUUACCGGAUAUUCCAAAAGGCUGCCCCCUUUGACAGGAGGGCCACAUCCUUGACAUGGCACCCGACUCACCCCAGCACCGUGGCUGUAGGUUCCAAAGGAGGCGAUGUCUUGCUCUGGAACUUUAACACAAAGGACAAACCCACCUUCAUUAAAGGGAUUGGAGCUGGAGGGAGCAUCACAGGGCUGAAGUUUAACCCUCUCAAUACCAACCAGUUUUUUACCUCCUCAAUGGAGGGAACAACUAGGCUGCAAGACUUUAAAGGCAACACUCUCCGAGUUUUUACCAGCUCAGGCACCUGCAACUUCUGGUUCUGCAGCCUGGACGUGUCUGCCGGAAGCCGGGUGGUGGUCACAGGAGACAAUGCGGGGCAAGUGGUCCUGCUGAACAUGGACGGCAAGGAGCUUUGGAAUCUCAGACUGCACAAAAAGAAGGUGACCCAUGUGGCCCUGAACCCAUGCUGUGAUUGGCUCCUGGCCACAGCCUCUGUAGAUCAAACAGUGAAAAUCUGGGACCUGCGCCAGGUUAGAGGGAAAUCCAGCUUCCUCUCCUCGCUGCCACACAGGCAUCCUGUCAACGCAGCUUGUUUCAGUCCUGAUGGAGCCCGGCUCCUGACCACUGACCAGAACAGCGAGAUCCGGGUUUACUCUGCCUCCCAGUGGGACUGCCCCCUGGGCGUGAUCCCACACCCUCACCGCCACUUCCAGCACCUCACGCCCAUCAAGGCAACCUGGCAUCCUCGGUACAACCUCAUUUUCGUGGGCCGGUACCCAGAUCCUAAUUUCAAAAGCUGUACUCCCCAUGAAUUAAGGACGAUCGAUGUGUUUGAUGGAAGCUCAGGGAAUAUGAUGUGUCAGCUCUAUGACCCAGAAUAUUCUGGUAUCAUUUCGCUCAAUGAAUUCAAUCCCAUGGGGGACACGCUGGCCUCUGUGAUGGGUUAUCACAUUCUCAUUUGGAGCCAGGAGGAAGCUGGGAUACAGAAGCGAGAGACAGUCACAAAGGUGUGUGCCAAGCAAGGGCUUGGAGCUACAAAUGGGAACAAGUCCUGUGAGAAGCGGCAGCUAUCUGUUAAAGGGCUAAAAGUAUACAAGUCUUAGGGUUGGAGCAGGGGCACUGUGGCAUAGGGCACUGUGGGACUGGGACACUGGCAUGCUACUGCUUUGGACCUAGCUCCAGAAACUUCUCUAGAGUUGGUGACCCGCUGCACCAAGGGUCCCUGCUGUAUCUAUCUUGGAGCCAAGCUUAUCUUGGGGCCAAGGUACUUUUCUUCUCUCUGAUGUGCAGAGGCAGGGUAUCAGGUAUUGUUUUUUAGCUUGUUCUCAAUAUUGACAUGUCCAAUAAACCAUAUCCAACUGAAA
Messenger RNA from Trichechus manatus latirostris (Florida manatee), 1989 nucleotides. It is a transcript of the gene DDB2, whose product is annotated as damage specific DNA binding protein 2. Gene Ontology annotation, biological process: response to UV; DNA repair. The coding region runs from base 334 to 1728 and encodes 464 amino acids. The record is from RefSeq and is a predicted model, not a curated record. Lineage: Eukaryota; Metazoa; Chordata; Mammalia; Sirenia; Trichechidae. The transcript is spliced from 10 exons. Gene Ontology annotation, molecular function: damaged DNA binding; protein binding. Gene Ontology annotation, cellular component: Cul4-RING E3 ubiquitin ligase complex; nucleus.